This is a messenger RNA of Nyctereutes procyonoides (raccoon dog), 3687 nucleotides long. It is a transcript of the gene GCNT4, whose product is annotated as glucosaminyl (N-acetyl) transferase 4. Gene Ontology annotation, cellular component: membrane. Lineage: Eukaryota; Metazoa; Chordata; Mammalia; Carnivora; Canidae. The coding region runs from base 276 to 1640 and encodes 454 amino acids. Gene Ontology annotation, molecular function: acetylglucosaminyltransferase activity. The record is from RefSeq and is a predicted model, not a curated record. The transcript has 2 exons.
UCCGCCGGGAAAACUUGGGCGCCACGGCCCCCGGCCGGCCCGCACCUGGCUGCGGCCCGUGGGUGCGGGAGGGAGGCCCCGCGGGGGCGGCGGGGACCCGGCCCGCGCCCUCCCGGCUCCGCCCGAGUCCUGGCCGCGCCCGCCCCGGCCGCACGCAGCCCUCGGGCCCUAGUUCUUGCCUCUUCUCCCCCGUGAAAUGGAAGAGCGGCGCACCGGGGCGUUGGGGGCACCGGGAACAGCGCCAGGUGUCGCGGAGCCCCCGCCCUGGUCUCAGAAUGAAGACAUUCAAAUGUUGUUUUAAAUACCCAGCACAGCAGAAAGUUUUUAUCUUAUUUGUAACUCUGUGGCUGUUCUCCUUGCUGAAGCUUCUAAAUGUGAGAAGCCUCCUCUUCCCUCAGAGAGGCAUUUACUUGGUUGAAGCCUUCCUGAGUACCUCGCCUUUUGUAAGGAACAGAUACACCAAUGUGAAGAAUGAAGUCCAGUAUGAAGUUAACUGUUCAGGUAUCUAUGAACAGGCACCUUUGGAAAUUGGCAAGAGCCUGGAAAUAAGAAGGAAAGACAUCAUUGACUUGGAUGAUGAGGAUGUUGUGGCAAUAACGAGUGAUUGUGACGUUUAUCAAUCCCUAAGAGGGUACCAUCAAAAGCCUGUUUCAAGGGAAGAGAAGAGCUUCCCAAUAGCCUAUUCUUUGGUUGUUCAUAAAGACGCCAUUAUGGUUGAAAGGCUACUCCAUGCUAUAUACAACCAGCACAAUAUCUACUGCAUCCAUUAUGACCACAAGUCACCUGAUACCUUCAAAUUUGCCAUGAACAAUUUAGCUAAGUGCUUCUCCAAUGUUUUCAUUGCCUCCAAAUUAGAGACAGUGCAAUAUGCACACAUUUCCAGACUCCAAGCUGAUUUGAAUUGCUUAUCUGACCUCCUCAAGUCCUCAGUUCAGUGGAAAUAUGUUAUCAAUCUGUGUGGGCAAGAUUUUCCUUUGAAGUCAAGCUUUGAAUUAGUGUCAGAGUUGAAGAAACUCAAUGGAGCAAAUAUGUUAGAAACAGUGAAACCCCCUAACAGUAAAAUGGAAAGAUUCACUUAUCACCAUGAACUCAGACAAGUGCCUUAUGAAUAUGUGAAGCUACCGAUAAGGACAAACAUCUCCAAGGAAGCCCCCCCUCAUAACAUUGAGAUAUUCGUUGGCAGUGCUUAUUUUGUUUUAAGUCGAGCAUUUGUUAAAUAUAUUUUCAACAACUCCCUGGUUAAAGACUUUUUUGUCUGGUCUAAAGAUACAUACUCGCCUGAUGAACAUUUUUGGGCUACCUUAAUUCGAGUACCAGGAAUACCUGGGGAGAUUUCUAGGUCAGCCCAGGAUGUGUCUGACUUACAGAGUAAGACCCGCCUUGUCAAGUGGAAUUAUCAUGAAGGCCUUUUGUACCCCCGUUGUACUGGCUCCCACCUUCGAAGUGUGUGUAUCUUUGGAGCAGCAGAAUUAAGGUGGCUUAUAAAUGAAGGACAUUGGUUUGCUAAUAAAUUUGACUCUAAAGUGGACCCCAUCUUGAUUAAAUGCUUGGCAGAAAAGCUUGAGGAGCAACAGAGACAAUGGAUUACCUGGUCUUCAAAAAAGUUAUUUAUGGCCAAAAAUCCCAUGAUCGCAUCAUGAUAAAAUCAUGAUAGAAAUAAGGUAUCUGAUAAACAGAGCUAAUAUGGACUUAUGUGCUAUACCAGGCCCAGUACCAUUCGAACUUAAUCUUCUCGUAGUUUGAGGGCCAUCCAAAAUUACAUGCACAAAGGCGACAAGUAACCUGCAUUUGGUUGGGUGUUUUUAUGUUUGUUUUUCCUUGUAAUCGUAUGGAGCUAAAUCAGAAAUCUAAAAGUCAGUCAUCAGAUAGUUACUGAGCUCCAACUGUAUGCCAGGUACUUUUACAGAAUGUUAGGAAUUAAAUCCAAGUUGUAAUGAGUUAGACAGGCCUUCAAGGCUUGCCAUAGUCACAUGGCAACCUUAAUAUCUUAAGUUUUCCACAUAGCGAUCAAGAUUCUACUAAAAAGCUGUUGGAGUGUGGGAUAAUCACAUAACCACUAAAACCACCAACUUCAGGAUAGUGUUUAAGUAUGAUGACCAACACUUCACUGUCUCUUAAUUCAACUCCCUAGACUUUUAACCGUUACUAGAAGGAGAAACUCCACUACCUCAGGAGAAUCGUCCAAUUUCCUGCUUACCAAAGCAUAAUUUACCUUUUAGUGCCUCACUCUUUCAACUCAGAGUCAGAAGACUCUGUUGGCGGGGCAUUUAUAGUGUAGGAUGUUAGAGAAGCUGGGUAGGGGGCAAGGGGAUUGGGACAGGUGGUGCCUGAAGACCAAGAGGGAUUUAUAGGACUUUUGCAUCAUGUUACACGAUGGUUUCAUGAAUGGUCUCCUUUUUAAUUCAAUGAAUUCUUUAAAACACAUUUACUGAUUCAAAAUAAGAACUUGAUUAAUAGCUCAAAGUAUCACACUCCUAAACUUUAAACCUAAAUCUUCUAGCUUAUAGAUUAUCAUUUUAUGUAAGUUGUUUACAAUGGAAUUAGUAUAAUUUUGUUUUAUGGAACCAGUAGGCUAAGAGUCACUGAAUUUUCUCAAAAUGGUUGUGUAAAAUAUGACAGCUUUUUAAGUUAGCUAUUAUGGUAACUUUAAAAUUUCUGCUUACAUCUCCAGUAACUAUCCAAGUAGAAUCCAAACUUAAAUUUAUGAAAGCUCUAAGCACGCUGAAGUCAUUUCACCUUAGAUACAAGAGAGAAAAAGUUAACUUUCUUAAGGACUUAGCAAGAAUAUUCAUUAGUGUUAUUUUGUAAAACCACUUUAGAAAACUACCAAAUGAAACAAAUAGACAUCUAUUUUAAUGUCACUGUAUUGUGCUGGAGGGACAGGAGCAGGGUCCCGAGAGCAGGUUGUAACAUUUUUUUAUGUGUCUUAAGAGAUCGUGGAGCUCAUGUAAAAGUUUCUUGCUGAUCUUACAUUUCAGUGUCUGCCCCAGUAUCUGCAUAACAGUGUAGUAAUGAAGGCCAAAAGGAGAAACUAUUUGGAGGACUAAAGUAUUUAAGUAUUUUUUUAAUUGUCUGUGUUCUACAUGUGAAAUGCACCUUGCUUGUUUUGAAGUGUAGGAUACUGUCAAGUAGCACCACUUCUCUCCCUUUUUUCUCUGGAACCCGUUUUCUUCCUCUUUCCCCCCCACCCUCUUCAAAUUACUUCAUUCUCCAGAAAACGGCUAUGACCAAGCCUCUGUUCUUAAAAAGAAGUAACUUGGGGAUGCCUGGGUAGCUCCAUUGGUGAAGUGGCUGAGUCUUGGUUUUGGCUCAGGUCAUGAUCUCAGGGUUGUGACAUGGAGUCUCACAUGCGGCUCCAUCUCAGUGAGGAGUCUGCUUAACAUUCUCUCCCACUGCCUCUCCCCCCCAAAUAAAGAAGUCUUUUUAAAAAAUGAUAAAUAACUGUUGGAUAGAGUUAAGUUCUAUAGAAGAUAUUUACCAGUUUGUUAGCGUGUGUGACUGUGACAAGCUAAAUCAUUUUGGUCUCUAUGAACCUCAGUUUUCCUGGUCUUUAAAAUACUUGGAUAUUGGAAUGCCUGGGUGGCUCAGCGGUUGAGUGUCUGCCUUUGGCCCAGGGCAUGAUCCCGGGGUCCUGGGAUCAAAUCCCCAACGGGCCUGCUUCUCCGUCUGCCUAUGUCUCUGCCUCUC